Messenger RNA from Helobdella robusta, 759 nucleotides. RefSeq lists its product as hypothetical. NCBI's taxonomy places the organism in Eukaryota, Metazoa, Annelida, Clitellata, Rhynchobdellida, Glossiphoniidae. Gene Ontology annotation, biological process: canonical Wnt signaling pathway; cell fate commitment; neuron differentiation. The transcript has 6 exons. Gene Ontology annotation, cellular component: extracellular region. Gene Ontology annotation, molecular function: cytokine activity; frizzled binding. Bases 1 to 759 code for a protein of 252 amino acids. The record is from RefSeq and is a predicted model, not a curated record.
AUGUUAUGUCGUUCAAUCAUUGGUCGGCUCAGUCCAGCACAUCACUACUUCUGCUUACGUCAUCAUGACGUCACCGAGGUCGCAAUUUUGGGCUUGCGCAUAGCUCUAUCUGAAUGCAGGUAUCAAUUCAAAAACGAGUUAUGGGAUUGCACGAAUGUGAUGUAUCACAGAGCAUUAGGUAAACAAAUUUCCGAUCCAAAAAAAGGUUUUAAAGAGUCAUCGGUGAUAUUUGCACUGCUGGGAGCCAGCGUCUCGACACAGAUAUCAAGAGCGUGUUCGGCCGGCGAUCUCCAGUAUUCGUUGAAAAAAAUGGCGAUCGUUCGCUGCAAGUGCCACGGCGUUUCCGGAAGUUGUCAGCUGAAAACGUGCUGGAAGGUGGCGCCCGAUUUCAGGAGAGUCGCUGACGUCAUCAAAACGAAAUUCAAGAUGGCCGUCAGGGUGGGUGCGUUUGCAACGAACACCAUAGAAUAUAAAAUCAAAAACUUAUCACCAAAGAAAUUUAAAGACAGCUUAAUUUACACCCAAAAUUCACCCAAUUUUUGUAAUCCAGAGCCCAAACUCAAAAUUCUAGGCACCACAGGCCGGCAAUGUAACGCCUCUAGCCUAGAUGAUAACGACUGUGGCUCCAUAUGCUGCGGUCGCGGGUUCGAUAUCGUGGUGAAGACGAUCGUCAAGAAGUGUCUAUGCAAAUUUAAAUGGUGUUGCGCUGUUGUUUGCCGGAAGUGUUUUGUGAGAAGGUGGGUGGCCAUCUGCAAGUGA